Spinacia oleracea (spinach) is the source of this 1477-nucleotide messenger RNA. RefSeq names its product protein POLYCHOME. The record is from RefSeq and is a predicted model, not a curated record. The coding region runs from base 178 to 885 and encodes 235 amino acids. Gene Ontology annotation, cellular component: nucleus. Gene Ontology annotation, biological process: negative regulation of ubiquitin protein ligase activity; regulation of nuclear division. NCBI's taxonomy places the organism in Eukaryota, Viridiplantae, Streptophyta, Magnoliopsida, Caryophyllales, Amaranthaceae. The transcript is spliced from 3 exons.
AACUCUCAAACCCUUUGCCAUAAAACCUGCUUCACUCCCUCAUUUUGAACUUCGCCACUUUCUCUCUCAUUCUUUCUCUCUCAUCCCUUCACUCAAAAACGUACUUUGAACCUUCCCCAAGUAUCACUGAUAUCAUUUUCUGGAGGAAUUUCAUCUGGGAUUACAAUCAUAAAGAAGAUGCCUACACCAUCAAGAGAUAGAUUAUCUAGACCCGUGGAUAUUUCUACCCUUUACCGGGGAGCCGCCCGUAGAGUUGAUCUUAUUGUUGAUCAACCCGGGCUUACUUGGACUGGGUUAUCUGGAAGCGGGCCUCGCAAUGUCUCCAGUGGUGGCAGUGCAUCAAGUCGAAGAGCAGCUCUCGGGAGAGGCAGGCUUUCACAGCGCCCACUUUUUACUGGACAAGAAAACAGGACUUCUAGGAUGACUGCACGGCGAAAUAGUGGUGGCCGGGGCAGGGGAAGUAGGUUGCCUUCUUGGUAUCCAAGAACCCCUUUAAGGGAUAUCACUGUUAUUGUGAGGGCAAUAGAGAGGAGGAGAGCUGCGCUGAAUCAAACCACAGAAGCUCCUCAAGAAGAGACCAAUGAACAGACAGUGGCAGCAUCAACUGCUGAGCUUGAGCAAGAAAUUGGUUCCCAAACUCCCCUCCCUACCAUUUCUGUUAAACCUCAACCUUCACCUGCCACCAAAGUAUGGAUGAUCACACCCAGGAACAUUGACAAUAAUGAGAUGAGUUCUGAUUUCUUGACACCACAGAAAAGGCUUCUAAAUUCGAUUGAAAAGGUGAGGGAAGUUUGGCUUGAGGAUCGAAAGAAGCUAGAGAAGACUCCUGCUGCCAAGAGAGCAGAAAGAGAAAAGAAGGUGCGUACAUUGAUGUCAAUGAGAUGAUUUUUGGAGUGAGCAUGCACAGAUGAGAUGGGAUGGGGAUUUCGUGCAUUUCGAGAUCAGAGUGAAGGGCACGAGUUGAAAGGAGGAGAAUGGCCACAGGCGAUCAUCUUCUGAUGAUCCCAUAUCCUAUUAUUACUACUACUACUACUACUAUUAGUAUCAGUUAGCUAUGCUUGUAGCUAAUCUUUCACAGCAACUAGUUUAGCUAUGCUUGUAGCUAUGUUUCACAGCAUCUAGUUUCUGAAGUUUAGCUAUGCUUGUAGCUAAUCUUAGGCGGCAUCUAGUUUAGCUAUUGAUACUGACAAUUAUGUGUUCUUCACUUCUAGUGAAGUUCACAACAAACUAUUACUUUACUGCUAGGUAAAUACUGGUAUUAGCUGUUAGCCUCUGCUGACAUCGUAGGAUAAGAUGUGCGGCAAGUUUUGGAUUUUUGGCGGCCUAGUGGUAGCAAGCACAGCAGCAAUGCUUGUUGCUGUAGGAAUAGAAGGAACUGAAGCACUCCAUGUAAAUGAGAGGUCGAAUUAGUUUUUGUUUCAUCAGAUAACAUUGUAAAGGUUGAUUCUUGGUAUCAAUGAAGAAAAUAAUUCAUGUA